CUAGGUUUUCUUCCGCAGAGCGAAAGGAAGUUAUUACUAUUAUUUGAUUAUUUGUUUUCUAAAAUAAUCUUUUGAUUAAUAUUUUGGUUAAAUGAGAUUCUAGAAUAAAACACAUUUAAAAAUAAAAAUAAAAAUCUAAUCAAAUUGGAAGUGUAUGCAUAUAUUUGUAUGGCUAUUUAUAGUAUCAUAUUCCCAGAAAACAUGAAAUGAAAAAAAUAAAAUAAAACACAGAAGCCUGGCCGGUCCAGUCCACCACUCGCAGAGUCAGCGUUAUUGUUCUGAUAUUAUCGCGAUGGGUGGUUCAUUUCUUCUCUUCUCUUACCUCCUCUCCGUUUUUGCUUCUUUGCCAAGUUUCACUGUCGUUAAAGCCGAUUCUGAUCUCACUCGACCUUCUUUUACUCCCAUCAACCGGGAUCUCUACCAUUCCAGUGAUGAUUUGAUUGAACAAAUAAAGUCUUUGGUCCAUCGACACCCUGACAAACUCACUGUAGAAACAAUUAAAGCCGGAAACAAAGGGUACACAUCGGAGAUAACUGUUGUUACUUAUUGCCAGAGUAGGAAAGAGACUGAUGACAAAUCCAAGUUCCGGAUCCUUCUUAGUUUUGGGCAGCAUGGACGGGAGCUUAUUACAUCUGAACUGGCAUUGCGGAUCUUGUCAAUCUUAAGCGAAGAGCAGUUUCUACCCAAAAUGGACCGAGCUUCCUUAAAUGGUACCCUUGACAAUGUUGUCAUAAAGGUAGUGCCAAUGGAGAAUCUGAACGGUCGCAAGCUUGUUGAAGCAGGAAAUCUUUGUGAAAGGAGAAAUGGGAGAGGAGUUGAUCUCAAUAGGAACUGGAGUGUAGAUUGGGGAAAGAAGGAGAAGGACUAUGAUCCAUAUGAAGAGAAUCCCGGAAUUGCUCCUUUUAGUGAGCCUGAAACCCAAAUCAUGCGGAAAAUUGCCAUAUCAUUUGAUCCUCACAUAUGGGUUAAUGUACACUCUGGAAUGGAGGCACUAUUUAUGCCAUAUGACCACAAAAACAGAACCCCAGAUGGAUUGCCAUCACAACGAAUGAGAUUGUUGCUUGAAGAGCUGAACAACGUCCAUUGCCACAAGCGUUGCAUGAUUGGUUCUGGUGGAGGUUCUGUCGGGUAUCUGGCACAUGGGACAGCAACAGAUUACAUGCAUGAUGUUGUAAGAGUUCCCAUGUCAUUCACCUUUGAGAUCUAUGGAGAUAAUACAGCCACAUUAAAAGACUGCUUUAAAAUGUUCAAUCCUGUUGACCAUACCACCUUCAAGAGAGUUCUCAAUGACUGGUCUGCAGCUUUUUUCACAAUAUUUAAGCUGGGACCACAUCAGAUUGAUGUCCAUUCCAAGGCUGCUGUAUCUAGCAUGGACAAAUGGGUAUCCAUCGAUGAAUACUUUGAUGGCUACUUAAUGGGACGGAGAAACAGGUACGGUAAGAAGAUGGAGGUUCUUGAGGUUGGAAUGCAGGAAAUAAGAACAUAUUUCCGGCUUUUCUUGUUAUCCUCAGUACUGUUAUUGUUCAUGUUCUGUUCUCGAAUUUCUAAAACCGGCAGACAAAUUGUUUCGGCCAUACCUAUUUGAACUUUUUUACAUAGAAUACAAACUCGGGACAACAGCACGAUACAUUCUUUUGAUAAAGAUGUAUGUUGUGAUUCUGUACACGUUAAUUAGAGGCCUUUUUUCUUUUGUAUGUUGAGUACAUUCUUAUUAGGUAAUGUAGAUAGUUUUUUUACCAUUUUGGGUGUAUCACAAAGCUAAACCUCGCGUGUUUGCUGCAAUUGGAACUGGAAAGUCCUUUUGUUUGGUAGUAA
Molecule: messenger RNA, 1815 nt
Organism: Gossypium raimondii (Peruvian cotton)
Lineage: Eukaryota; Viridiplantae; Streptophyta; Magnoliopsida; Malvales; Malvaceae
Product: metallocarboxypeptidase A-like protein MCYG_01475
Exons: 11
Coding region: 293-1585 (430 amino acids)
Biological process (GO): proteolysis
Molecular function (GO): metallocarboxypeptidase activity; zinc ion binding
Source: RefSeq, a predicted model, not a curated record